Molecule: messenger RNA, 14890 nt
Organism: Monodelphis domestica (gray short-tailed opossum)
Lineage: Eukaryota; Metazoa; Chordata; Mammalia; Didelphimorphia; Didelphidae
Gene: DOK6
Product: docking protein 6
Biological process (GO): cell surface receptor protein tyrosine kinase signaling pathway
Cellular component (GO): cytoplasm
Source: RefSeq, a predicted model, not a curated record
GAGAUUGAAAUCCUCUUUAAGAGUUGCAAUGUUUCUGAGGAAGCCCUGGAAAGAGAAAGCAGUAGAAGAAAAAGAAUGAUAGGCUGGGAAGCUUUAUACCUAGAGAGAAUUGUGGUGUGAGGGGCAAGACAAGAGUUAGAAGUCGGGUGGGUAGUAGUGGUGGGAGGCAGUGUACUCAGAGCAUCUUUUAGCUUGGACACCAGCGGUGUAAGGAGGAGACAGCCAAGAGAAGACUGGGAAAAGAGCUUGCGCUCCUCCACCCUCCUCUUUUCUCGCUCCCCUCACAAGGGAGCCGGGAUGGUGCGGUCCAGCCAGCUGUGGAGCUGCUGAGUGAUGCUGCGAGCCCGUGGGUGCCCGGGGCGGCGACAGCAGAGGGGGGAGCUAACAGCUGGAGGAAGAGCAGGCAGGCAGAAGCGCUCUCCCUCCAGGCGGCGGCGGCAGUGGCGACUGAAGACGUGGAGAAGGUGAAGAAGGGAAGAGGGAGAGGACCCAUUCCCCUCCGCUCCAUCUCCCCCAUCCUUUCACUGUCGUGGAUAAAGCUGCGGUACAGACACCCUGUCGCUUGGUUGUCGCUGCCGUCUGCACCUCCUUCCUUUCAGCGGUUGCUGCUGGCAGAGCUGCUGAAGCUAUAAGACUAGGGAGUAGCAACAGCAGCGGUGGCGGCGGCAGCAGCGCCCUGCGGGAGGGGAGAGAUCAGCGGAGCCACUGGCUGCAUUGACUACACAUACUCAGCAGGAGCAGGACAGCAGCAGCGAGUUGGCUGCUGUUCCUUUGCUGCCUGGAUGCUAGAGCUUCCCGGUCAUUCGGCCACGGGCACCCUAAAGGAGGAGGAAGAGGAGGAGGAAGGGUCUGGACAUCGGGGAUAGGAAGAGGAAGGAGAAGAGAAGCAACAAAGCGCUGGCCAUGGCCUCCAACUUUAACGAUAUCGUCAAGCAGGGCUAUGUGAAAAUCCGCAGCAGGAAGCUGGGGAUUUUCAGACGUUGCUGGUUGGUUUUCAAGAAGGCAUCCAGCAAAGGACCCAGGAGGCUUGAAAAAUUUCCAGAUGAAAAGGCAGCUUAUUUCAGAAACUUUCAUAAGGUAACUGAACUGCACAACAUCAAAAACAUAACCAGACUGCCUCGAGAGACCAAGAAGCAUGCAGUGGCAAUUAUCUUUCAUGAUGAAACAUCAAAGACAUUUGCCUGUGAGUCAGAGUUGGAGGCUGAAGAAUGGUGCAAACAUCUUUGCAUGGAGUGUCUAGGAACAAGGUUAAAUGACAUAAGCCUUGGGGAACCUGAUCUGCUGGCUGCAGGAGUGCAGAGGGAACAAAAUGAGCGAUUCAAUGUGUAUCUUAUGCCUACACCAAAUCUCGAUAUUUAUGGAGAAUGCACAAUGCAGAUUACACAUGAAAACAUCUAUCUCUGGGAUAUUCACAAUGCCAAGGUCAAGCUGGUGAUGUGGCCCCUUAGUUCCUUGAGGAGAUAUGGUCGUGAUUCAACUUGGUUCACAUUUGAAUCAGGAAGGAUGUGUGACACAGGAGAAGGACUAUUCACCUUUCAAACAAGGGAAGGGGAAAUGAUAUAUCAGAAGGUACACUCUGCAACCCUGGCGAUAGCAGAACAACAUGAGAGACUAAUGCUAGAGAUGGAGCAAAAGGCCCGGCUUCAAACCAGUCUGACUGAACCAAUGACAUUAUCCAAGUCCAUCUCCCUCCCUCGAAGUGCAUAUUGGCACCACAUCACACGGCAGAAUAGUGUUGGAGAAAUCUACAGUUUACAAGGUCACCGUUUUGGUUCAACAAAGAUGUCCCGGGCACAAACAUUUCCCAGCUACACCUCAGAGCAAAAUGAAGAGCACCAGCAGCAACCCCUGUCGCUGUCUAGCAGCUAUGGAUUUAGCUACAGCUCCAGCCUCAUCCAAUGACACACAGAGAACCACUGUUGACCAGAGAGACAGUCUAGCCUGAAACCUGCCCGUAGGGUCAGGAAACCACUUGUACCCUCUGCAUCCAUGGAAGACCAAUUGCAGUGAAAACUGAGCUGUGUCAGUUCUAGUCCCGAUCACAGUUGAAGGUUAAAAACUGGAGCUCUGCUUCCUAGAGUCAGAGGCUAAGUCUUUUAUUUAUUGAAUUUCUUUGGGGAUCUAUGUUUAAAGAAAUUGAUUUUGAAUUGUCAGAAAAGUCAUUUAAAUAAACAAAACCCUUUUGGUCUGAAGGCGUUAGAAGCCUCCUCUUGGUGGGAUGUUGCCUGGACUGGAGUGUGACCUGUCAGUCAGUCACACUCGGGGUCAGGCACUUUCCACCUACCUCCUUGGCUGAGAUUUCCUAUCUACACACCCGAUGAUAGGAUCUAUCCUUAUAGUGGUGGACCACUUGAGUCACUUCCGUGUUAAAGGUUAUGACAGGAAUCCAAUCAGUGAACACCACAAACAACAUCAAAGCUGUCCAUAUAAAUAUAUCCCAUGGCAAGUAAGAGAACAAGAAAUUUAAAAUACCAUAUUAAGCAGGGCCCCAUAGCUCUAUUCUGUGUGUAUGCGUGUGUGAGUGUGUAUGUAGAAAUAUAGAUAUGGGUAUCAAUCUAUCCAUCUAUAUGUAACAAGUAUAUAUAAAAUGUGUGCUGAGGGUGACAGGAUAUGCUCACUUAAGUUGUUGACAUGUAAUUUGGUACAUUCAAAUUAAGAUUGUUAUGUCAAUAUCUAUUUUUAAAUUAGUGCUGUAAAAAGGCUUCUCAUUAGCAAAAGUAUUUAUGUAAUCAAGUCUGCACUUAAGACAAAUGUAAAUGAAAAAAUGAGAAAGGGGAAUGUUUUUGAACAAGUGGAACAAACCCAGCUGUCCCGUGAUUCACAUUAUCAUUCCCUUUCUGGUUAGUGUUACCCUGGAUUCUGACAUUCUCUGUAACCCUCAUUCCUUGGCUCUCUAUUUGAAGUAUAUUAAUAUUAUAAUCACUGAUCAAUUAUCUACUUAACCUUCAGUGGCAAAACAAUUCAAAAUGAAUCCUUUAGAAGGGAAAAUUUACUUAAGAAUGACCUUGACAAAACCAUUUCAAAAUCAGCCAAAGAACAGACUGAGAAAAUUGUAGUAAAUAUCAAAUAUUUAAAUUUUCAUAAAUGCCAUUUACAGAAUACAGAAUCUCAGUGUUCUAAAGAGAAUAUACUGCUUGAGUUUACCUAUGUGACCAGAUCUGAAGUUAUUUUGUGGGCACAAGGAGUAACUAUGAUUAAAGAGGAGAUUGUUUUAAGGACCAAUUUUUAGGUCCAAUAUUUUGUCUGAUCAAGAUAGCCCAAAGGAAAUAAAAGAAAUUAAUAAUAAAUUAAAAAAACAAAUCCUUUUCUUGAGGCAGCCUGAGAAUUUAAAUCAACAAAAAUUAUCCAUCAAUUGUGUAGUGUUUUCAAGCAAAAAAGGAAAAUUUCUACCUGAAUUAUCUGAAUAUUUGUGACCAUGAUCUAUAACUAACAAUAGACAUAAAAAACUACAAUUGUUUUUAAUCUAUGUAACAAUAGAAUAAUGUAAAUUUAAAUGACUAAUUAAGAACCAUUUUGAUCUGAAAAUAGUAGGUUUGCUAGAAGAUAAUGAUAAGAUCUUUUACUUCUAACCCAAAUCCCCUUUUCAUUACCCUAAUCACAGGCAAAUGAGACACCUUCAGUGAUGAAAUAUUGAUUCAAAAGGGCUGGGGCUAGUCUAAAUCGGCAUUGACCCUUACAAUGACCAAUUGGUAAUCUCUCUGUUUCUCUUAAGAGGGUGAAAGUACCUCUAGAGUAGAAGUUGGUGGCCAUAAUUUCACUGAAGAAAGAAACCUCAUCAGCCUCAAUGGAGAGAUGGGGAACAGCCAUACAUCCCCUUCACCCUAGCAAUGUUGGGAAAUUUGCCAAAAGCAGAGAAGGGCGAAAUGACUGGUACCAAAAGACAGAAGCCUGCCCUGAAAUCCCGCUUUUUAGGGUUGAAACUGCCUUGAAUUUCUUUAGCUCCUGGCAUUUUUUUUUUUUGGAAAUGCCAGAUGUAUGUUAUACCAGAGCAACUUCCAGCUGAGACCAUUUGCGCACAGCUCCUGAUGGAGCCUCAUGCAGAGGGAGAGAGACUGUCUCUCCUUUGGCUCACUCGGUUGAAGCUGUUGCCUAGAGACCACAAGGUCCCACAUGGGACUUAUGGGGGUGGGCCCUCUGCGGGCCUCGUUCAUGUCUCAGCUUUAUUAAUAUGCAGGGUGCACAGACAGCAGCCCAGGGGGUUCUGCUCUUGUGUUGGCUUAUGGGGACCCACAAUACCUGCAAUGAAGUUGUUUAGGAAACAAUAGUAAGAUCUGAUCUUAAGUUAUCAGUGAAACUAACUGAUAGCAAACUAGUAAUGAUCAGGUCUGGUUGGACCAGUUCAUUCUGAAAAGGAAAGGAGAGAGGGGGAGAAAGAGAAAUGGAUAGACACUCGCGCACGCGCACACACACAGAGAAAGAGAGAGAGAGAGAGAGAUUUCCUUCCUCAGUCUUUAACAGAACCUGCACCUUUUAUCAAAAUGAGGAAUAAUGCUAUAAAAUCUCUCCUGUUCUUUUUUUGCAAAUGUAUUUUGGCAUACCUUUACCAGUACACACUCGAUGUAACUGUGGCCAAGAUAAAACUGCAAAGUGAACAGAUAGUAGAAUUUAUAUUAAGGUAAUAUUCUUGACACCAAGUAAUGUGCAUUGUAAUAAAAAUGACAAGCAGAUAAGUUUCAUUUCAGCCACCAAAGAUAAAUGUAGUUGCUGUAUCAAUCACUUGAGACUUCAUAAAACUGAUUCCACUUGGGUCAGCUAGAGCAACUUGUUUGAAACAGUAGAGGAUUUGCUGAAGAUGUCUCUGCCCUUUGCAGAUCAUUUCUCUCCUUUUGAAGACUGAACUGUCCCCCUGAUUUGUAUGUAAAAUUCUCAAAUUGAGGUGGGAGGGGAAUUGACCAAAGAUACUUUCAGCUUCUUUAUUCAUAUGGAUGAAUGGAGAAACAUUGCAAAUAGAUAAAUUAAAAUAAUCAUAGUUUUACUUGUAAGUUAAAGAAAAGAAGGAAAGGUUAAAUCAAUCAAUCAAGAACAGAAAAAUGUAGGAUUUUUUUGAGAAUGGGAUAUAGUGGACUACUUUCAUUUUCAAUGCAUGUGGCUACUUUUUUUUCCUUUUUUGUUUGUUUCCUCCUGCUAAUGCUAAUUGCUAUAACAUGUAUAGAAUUAAUAGCAUAUAUAAACACUAUAUUUAAAAUAAAAGAAAUACAAAAUAACCUUGAUCAAAUAACUAUUAUCCAGGUAGAGGGAAAAGGAGGUCAAUUUUUAAAAUUUUAUUUAAAAUAGGCACUUGAGAAAAAAUCAUUAUGCAAAUUUCAGGUAUUUUUGACUCAAUUCUGGCCACAGCAACAAUGUAUGUUUAAAGUAUUGAAAUUCAUAAAAACUACCUAGAAUAGAAAAGAGAUAAUAUGGCAUAUGUGGAAAAAAUUGGAACUUAGUACCAUAGAGCCUCACCUCUUUGGAUGGAAACUAGUCAGAAGACCUUUCCUUUGUCACAUUCCAUUCAAAUAUAGAUUUCAGUGGAUGCUGGUUUUGAAAAUCCAUUCUAUAAUUUUCAGUUACAAAAGUUUACAUUUGAUAUCCCUCACAGAAAAGAAAAAAUGGAGUGAUAAAAGAAACAUUCACUGUUGAUUGCAGUAGUCUCUAUGGAACUAAUUUGUUGCACACAGUAUCUUCAUGGUUAAUAUUAAAUAUAUUAUCAUAAAUCACAUCAUGUAAGCUGGAGUUUGUCCCAUAAUCUUUACUCAAUAUUUAAAAAAAAUAAAAAACAUUUUGUUCAUCACUAAAAUAUUCUGGCAGUCCCUUUAAAUGAGAAUAAUCAAAAAUGUGCAAGAUAGAAGGAUUCUAGUGAUGAAUUACAAGUCUGGUUUUGGUGGCAAUAGGAAAGUCCUUGCUGUUUCAGUGGGACUGAAGAUUAUUUAGUCCUUUGAUUUAUGUAUUAUUUAAUAUUUCUAAAAAUACCAAAAUGAAAACAGUGUAUAUUUAAGCAACUUUAUCAAGAUGGCCAUGCCCAUUGUUUUGUUUUGUUUUUUAAUAAUUUACCAGUCCAGUACCUACUCUUCUCCUUCUUAUUCCCCAUGUCUUUACAAAGAUAUGCAGUUGGUCAGACAUUAACCUCCACAAGAGAUAUACUGCAUUGGUGAAUCUCUUAAGUACUUACAUACUUUCAUCUCUUUUGGACAUUUCUAAGCUAAGUAAUAUAAUUUAGAAAGAAGAGAUGAUCUAGACUUCACAAUGACCCAGGCAAGAAAAUCAUUAUGUGAUAGGAUUAAGGCUGUUGUGGUUGUUUUUGUUUGUUUGUUUGUUUUCUUGGAUUCUCUGCUGAAAUAUUUGGGGCUAUCCUGUUACACCAUUCUAAUCUCAGCUCUCUGACAAUGAAAUAUCCUUAAUAUUCUGAUCUUGGGAUGGAUUAAAAUGGAAAAAAUAAAAAAAAUGCAGGGAAUCAGCUUUCUACUGUCUGGGAAAAAUGCAAAGGAUUGUUUGUAUCAGACCAAGCAGAGAUGUGUUGUUUUCUCAUGUUCUAGGAAUGAUUUAAGAGGAAGAAUUUGUAACAAAAUUGGCUUGCAGCAGAUCAUAAAGAAAAAGCAAAAUGAGAACUGUAUAUAUAUAAGUUUAUUCACCAUUAUGCAGAUGUAAUGUAUUGGAGGCUAAAUUUCUGAACAGAGGCAUCAACAGACUCAUUAACACAUUCUCUGCAGAUAUAAAUAAGAAGUUAUAGACAGGGCUAGACUUCCAAUGCCUCUCUCAUGGAGCUUCCCCAGACCUCUGUUUCAAAAUUCUAUUUUUGGCAUUUUUACCAUCUUGCCUGUAUCUUUUCUACAGUUAUUAUUGACCGAUACAUUAAGAAGUAUUAUAGUGUUUGUGUAAGUGGAGUGUUUUUUUUUUCUAUAUAUAUUUUACAGUCAGUCAUAGAUUUGUACAGAUAAAAGGGAUACAAUCUCUUCAUUGUACAGAUGGGUAAAAUGAGACCUGAAUAGAAUAACUAAUUUUCCCUAGGUCAUAUAGUUAGUAGUGACAGAGGUAGGUCUAGAACACAUCACCUAGUUCUCAAUGCAAUACUCUUUCUUUCAUUUGGACUGCAGUUAUAUAGCUUCCUAGGCUCCUUUUUAGGAUUUGCUAUAUUCUUUUUUAUCAGCUCCUAAGGAAGGGAGUAACCAAGUGAAUUUUCUGAUUUUUCCUGUUCUAAACUUUACUAAGCUCAUCUCUGAAUAUUUUAAUAGUGUACAUUCCUUACAAUUGUCACUCUGAACUGAAUUGCUUACCACCAUAGUUUUUGCUGUUUUAUUUUUCUUAGAGCCAGCCAUAAACUCUGUAGGCACUGUUAGCUUUUAUAGGAUGUUAAAGAUGUUUACCAAGUUCAGUGUGUGAAGUUAGAAUUUAUUGACCCUGAAUGAUAAUUAAUUUAGAGGAUUUCUAUUUGCUAUGUUCUGUAUUCCGAAAGAUUCAUCACUAUUGUGAUUGUGAUUACUAUUACUGUUUAACCAUCUCUGCAGCACUUUAUGUUGUAAAUACUUUGCAAUCAUUUACACACCACUGCUAGGCAAAUUAGUGACAGUUGUUAAUGUAUAGAAGUGUAAAAUCUGGAAGGCUUUGCAUUAUAAAGAAAAUCGUAUGAUUUUUAUUUUACUUGAAAGUUCCUACUUUUCUGUAUCAUCAAUUUUUUUCUCACAUGCUAUAGAAGCUUUUUAAAAACAUAAUUUAAAUUAAAUUGAGUUGGUUGGUAAAUUUGAUAUUUUUUUUAAAAGCAAUCAAGAACAUUUUAGAUCUAGGUUUUGCUUUCAUGAUUUUCCUACUUCUUUACCUUUUUUGAAACCUUGACCUGUCAUCAACAGUUGAAGGAAAAAUUAGAUUAGUUUGAAAAAGAGGAAUUUCUACUUCUUUCUAAUAUGUUUAUUUAAGUUUACAUUUUAUCUUAUCUUCUUGCCUUAUUUUCAUGGAAGAAAUGCCAAGAGAUUAACCAAAAUUUUAAGUAAAUUUUACUUUUCUGGUUUAUAAAUUUCUCCAGAAAAAAAGAUAUCUUCAUCAAAUUUUAGUAGCUGAUAUAUUCAAGUUCUCACUAAACAUUUCAUUGUUUCAAGACAUGCAAUUCAAUGAGACUUGAAAAUAGACCAAAUUCAUUCAAUUUCUUGACAGUCUUACAUGAGAAACUGCAUCCAUUUCAGUGACAGCUGUUGUGGACAAAUGAAAGUAGAGUGUAAAUACAAUCUAGUUACCAUAUAAAUGUGUCACCAUUUAGGGAUUUUAUUGCUCCCUUGAUUCAACUAAGUUGUCUAUAAAUUUUCACAUAUCCCCUAUUUUAAGAAAAUCUGAUAUAUAGAAAUAUUUUAAAAAGCAAAACACUUAGGGAUAACAAUUUGACAUACAAAAGGAGUAUGCUUGAUUUCUUUAAUUAAAAAAGCAUUUAAUGUGUUUGAGUAUUGCUUGCUGACCAUUAACAUGAAGAUUUGGAGGCAGAGAAAUUUAUAGCUGGAAUAUGAGGAUUUCUUGCCAAUUCAAGCUCAGUUGGAAAGAAGAUAUAUUUUUGGACAAUGGAAGUUAACGAGAAAGCAAAAUGUAAUUUGCAAAAUUUUGUUUGCCACACAUCCUUUCCUGUGUAAAUCAUGGUAAACUUUUGUACAUACUUUUAAUAAUUAAAAAUAAAAACAUAGCCAUAUGUUUCAACGGGAAGGUCCAACUCUCUGAGAAGAGAAUUUAACAUAAUCUUCUGCUUAUAUGCAGUCUGGAACUUGCAACAGUUAACAUAUCACUUCGCCAGUAACAACUGGACCUAUAGCUAUCUCUUAUAACAGACUACAAAAACUUCCUGACUUGAUAUAAUUUGCCUAAUUCUUUCCUGGAAUUCUCCCUGUUUGCCCUUUGCAGCCGUUGCUGUGAUAUCACUAUCUCUUGUCCCAGAUACUCUCCUCCUCUGGAACCAUUUCUUCGUAGCUCUAUCACCCUUUAUCAUAUUCAACUCUCCAGGGAUUUUUUUACAUUAAUUCAAUUAGAAGUUAUAGAAUUGGUUGAUAUGUGUCCCUAUUUAAUUGCUUCAUAAGGGUUUUAGAAAUUUUCAUAUUGGGUAGUACAUGAAUAUGUCUUGUAAUUGAUACAAUAUGUUAUUUAGAUUGAUUUCUGUAAAAACUUGAAUAGCAGGUCCUUGGUUAAGAACACGACUCACUAUUAUGUCAUUGUUUCUUUGGGGAAAUCAGAUAUGAUUUAUAUUAUUUUGAUUAAUAAUAUCAUUUUGCAAGACCAUACCCACUGUAAGUUUGAAGACUAUCAGUAUCUAAAUGUCAUUUGAAACAUAUGGAGUGGAAUGGAACAGAUUUAUGGUCCCAAAGACAAAAAUAAACAUUUCUGGCAAAUAAAGGAAAUCACAUAAGAAGAAGUAAUCACAAAUUAGCAAAUUAAAAAUUUUAAUAUGUUUUGCGUGUGAAUUUUCCCCUUUGCAAAAAUAGGAAGGUGGUGUUAGUUGAAGUCAACUAAUAUCUCUUGAAUUUACAAAGCUUCCAAAUCCAACUCUAUAUCAAAUAAAAUGAAUUCAAUUUCCUAGGUCCAUUUUUGUUAUUCAUAGUCCAUGACCUUUGCAAAAGUUUUAAAAUGCAAAAAAGAAAAAUAUAUAGGUGUAAAAUUUGAAUGAUACUUUUAUGCUUUUAAACAUAUAAGCAUGGGGAAGGUAGACAGAAGAUUCUAUUUAUUCAUGACUUUGCAUGAUUAGCAUUUUGGAUAAUGGAAUUAAUGUUCUUUAAUGUAUGGUUACUUGAUGCAAUUACCAUUGUACAGUAAUGUAACUUUGGUUUGCUUACUUUCUGUUAUCAUGUGGGGAAGUUUCUGUAACUACAUAAUUAAAUAGAAUUCUGACAAUCAUACACUGAUAACCUUUAAAAUGUCACCCAUUACCUCACUUGCUAGCUUGCUAUUUUCAAAUAAAGGUGAAAGUAUGCCCUUUAUUAAAGAUAAGGUUACAAAGAAUUUAUUAUGCAUUUCCAGUAUUUUCUGUAGCCCCAUUUUAUCUUGACUCAUCAUUAUUAGAAUGUUUAAUCUGAAUUAUAUUAUCUUAUGUUUGGAAAAGACUGGACAAAUCAUCCUGUCUAAUGCUUUCCAGAAGCAAGUGGUCAUCCAGGCUGUUUGAAGACCUCUCAUGAAAUGGAAUUCCUCUUUGAAUGAUUCUAAUUGUUUAUAAGUUCUUCCCUAUUUUAUUUUAAUAUGUCUUUUAUUAUACCAACAGCAGUCUGUUUCCUUGCAAUUUGCACCAUUUAAGACACAGCAUAAUAAUUCUGAUCUUCAUUUCAUGUGAAAACUCUUUGUACAUUUAAAUUUGGUCAUCAUCAUCCCACAUCUUCUAUUCUUCAGGAAAACAUCUCCAGUUCCAUCAGCCAAUAUGUUCAUGAAAUGGAAUAGUCUUCAAACCAUCUAGGUCUCCCUUCUCUGCACAUUUUCCAACUUGCUAAUGUGGAAUUUACAUCUGAAAAUAAUAAUCCAGAUGUGGUGUGACAAGAGCAGAGUGCAACAGAAUCAUCACUUCUUUUGUUCAGAAAACAGUAGUCCUGUUACCACACCCCAAUAUUGGAUUAACCUGUAGAACUAUCAUAUUAAACUGAGAAUACAUUCUGAACAUACAUUCUGUAAAAAAGACUCCUAGAUCUUUAUUACAUCAACUUCUACCUUGCCAUCAAAUGUUUAUGCAGUUGAUUUGGAGCAGGGGAGGUGGGAGCACACAGUGCAUUGGUCCCUAUUAUAUUUCUUCCUGCUAGAUUCAAUCCAUAGUUCUAAACUUCAAGGUGCUUUAAAAAAACCUGAAUUCUGUUUUCAUUGUGGUGAUCCCUCCUCAUUUCCCUUCACCUUCAAAUUUUAUAAGUAUGCUAUCCUAAGUAUGCUAUCUUCCUAAAAGCAAUGGAUAAAAUUGUUCCAUGGAAAGUGUCCAAGAACAGGGCAUUGCAACAUACUACUAGAAACGUCUAGUGACAUUUUAUAAUUUUAGAGUAAGAAAGUACUGUACAAUUCAUUUAAUUUAGUAAUUCCCAAUACCAGUGCAUAAAUUGAUGCCAAUGAAUUAUUACCAUUAUGCAAAGCUUUUACUACCAAAGAUUUUUUUUUUCAUUUUUUAAAAAAUUAACUUUAAAACUGACCCUUUUCCUCUCUUUCCUAAAUCUUGGUUUUUCCAUCCUUUAGUCCUUUUUAUCUCUAGAUCUUAACAUUAGAUCCAUGAAGAACCAAGAACUACUGGAUGGAGGCUGCAAAGGUCAAAGCAAUUCAUGUUAAGGAGUUUAGGUAUUCUCAUGAUCAUGUGGAAACUUUGAAUUGUGAAAUGUUGAUCUAGUAACACUGUUCUUAUAGGUGAGGAAGUUGAAACCCAAGCAAAGUGAUUUACAUAGUUGUGAUCACAUAGUAAAUGACAAAGCCAGAAUCAGACUCCAAAUCUCAUGAUUUCUACCCCUCUAAAAACCAAAGAAUAUUUCCAGAAUAUAGUUUUGUAGCAGUCAAAGAUUUAGCCUCGAAGAUCAACAAGAGAGAGCCAAGUUAAACAGUGACCCUACACCCUACAGUACUCUUCCCUUAGAAACACUCUUAAGAGUGUGAGUAGCUCUUUUUUUUUUUUUAGUAGAUUGAAGGGCUGAGAGUUUGGUUGGUCUUUCCUCCUUUCAGAAGGUCUUUAUCUUGGAAUUUUAAAAGAGCAAGAAUCUCUUGUUAACAAAUGAGAAAUCAAAAGACAGUAUUUCAUAGUGAAUUCUAAACCAAGGAAAGAAUUGUUAAAUCAAGAAAUAUUCUGCAAAACCAAGGACUACAGUGCCACAGGUAGAGCAACCCGAAGAUAGACAUUUAUGUGUAGACAAUGAAAAAAUUAAACUAUUCAAUUUUAUGCAAUAAAUUUAUGUUUGGUUAUCUUGGUUUUGAUGAUUAUAUCAAUUCUUUUCCAAUGAUAAUCAAAAACUAACCACCAUAUAUUAAGCUAAGGAUUUAGCUUUCCACUUUCCUAGAUCUUUGGUAUUAAGGACCAUAAGGGCUUCUACAUAUUUACAUGAGCCAUAUGUUAAUAUGUGAUAUACUGGAGAUUCUGUUGUUUUGAUGCAUACAAAGUCCAUGUUAAUCCUCAUACAAAAUAGAUGCUUAAUAAAGAACUCAGUCACAGAGUCCACAUGAUGAAUAAUUUUUACCAUAUAAAAUAUAUUAUUAAGUGGUUGAAAGGAUGUCUGAUCUAUCUAAGGAGUUACAUUACAUGGCAGUGGCUAAAUAUGUAUUCAUUUACCUAUGACUUUAGGAAUAUCCAUGUAAUGAAUUUGAAAAUGAAUUUAUCACACAAAAUUUAUCACACAAAAAUUUAUCAUACCACAAAAUGAAAUUAUUAAGUGGGAAGCAGAGAGUCAUUAAAAAACAUUUAGAAAUAAAAGCUACCUUUAUGGAUUGAGAGCUACACCCAGAAACAGGAUGUCUUGGCUUCAAAUUAGACCACAGAUACUUCCUAACUGUGUUAUCCUGGGCAAGUCACUUUAACCCCAUUCCGUAACUCUUACUAUUCUUCUUCCUUAACACCAAUACACAGUAUGGAUUCUAAGAUUGAAGGUAAGGUUUAAAAAAGAAGAAAUCAGUCGACCAAAUUAAGAAGAAUGAAUUAAUAGAUAUAAUAUCUAAUGAAUGACAUUCAUUCAGCAAUAUUAAUCAAGUAUCUGCUACAUGAGAGGCACUACUGUAGGCUGUUAGCCUAGAAGGCAGCUUUACUGAGCCACUUCUUACUUUUUUCUUUUUUUUUUGCUUCAUUUUUGUAGGAGUUUCUGUUUAUGAGAAUAUCUUUCAGUCCACUCACUGCUGAGAUACAUUAUGUUUUUCUUAGAAGGAGGAAAUGGAGAUCACUAGGACUGUAGAGAUGAAAGAGGACAAAAAGAAUCAUCUUGCUGACUUACUAAAUUAUUAUGAGCAUUUUAUAAGGUUGUCUUUAAAGGUUCUAAGUUAUUUCUGCCAUUAAUUAUAAAGUGAAAAUUGUACUAAUAACCAUUGCUACUUCACUCCUUGAAUGAAAAAAAACAUAAAAUAGAUAUUUGAUCACUUGAAUGGAUUUGGCUCUAAUCUUUUAUCACUAAAAAUUAUUGAGCAAAGAUAAAAAGAAUCUAUAAUAUAGCCACAAAACUUGUCCCAGGUGGUUUGAUCUCAUAGAAGACUCACUUUGAAAACUCUGCUAUAUACUUUUGCCACAAUGACACUUCAAUGGAAGUGAAACAGAAAUAUAUCUCCACUUCCCAUGAAUACCUGAAUAUAGAUGACUUUUAAAAAUAGCUUCCCCCCACCCUUCUCUACAAGCCUUCUAAGCCUGGAAAUAAGACAACUAAGGGAAAGGGGGGUUUGUUCUUCUGCAAUAACUUCAGAACAAAGACAAAUGAAGAGAAAUCCCACACAUUCCAAGACUUUGGAAAGGAUGGUUUUAGUUAUGCUGUGAUUUAACCAUUCUUCCUUGAAUGUUAUUUGCCUGAAUGAAUGAAAUUAUUUUUUCCAAUGUUAGAUAAACAUAAAGGAAGGGCAUCAUUGUCUUGUCAAGGAACUAUCCAGAACACUAACCAGAAACAAUUUAUAAACCCUAAUCUACUCAAAUCAGCAGCCACAAUCUUCUCACUCUCAGCAAACAUAUCUUAAAGGUUUCAAGGAAUAUAUUUUUUGAGUGCAACCCUUCAUCUUCUCCAUCCCUGCUUUCCCUACUCCAAAACUGAUAGAGGACAAAAGAUCAAAUACUACACUACAUAAAGAGAAAACUGAAAGCUCCAAAUGGGAAACAGGUCAAACUUGAGUUUACAUCAUUAUCAUGUGGUAAUUAUUUUUAAAUAGAACCAUAAAGUCUUUGAUUAGAGAAAAGGUCUGAUGCUACAAGGUUUUAUUUGUGAUUCUGUGAACAAUUUUGAUUGAUAUGGUAUGACAUCUAAUAACUCAGGAAAAAAACCAACAUUACUUACAUGAAUAUAAUGCAUUUUUUCAUGAAUAUAAUGCAGUUUCAUUCUUCAUAUGACACAUUGGUAUUUACUAAUUCUACAGUAGAUUGGAAUGAGGAUGGGGAAAUGGAUGGUGGACCCCUUGAAAGAUGUAUAGACAUUUAUUGGGGUGUAACCAGACCCCCAAAAAGAUGUUUUCUAAUAUUUGAUAUUGUAAACAGUGGGACUCCUUAAAGAUAUUUUUGAGCUUUUGUUUGGGAUGAGCUUAAUGGUUGGGAAAGGGUUGCUUUCACCUUGACUUCCUCUUUAAUGUAAUUGGAAUGCAUAGCAUUUCCUUGCUGUGACCUCUCCAGGAACCUGAGUCAUCAAUAUACUUACAUAUUUUACAAAAGACCACAAUUAUAAAAGUUAUUUGAUAUGGACAUAUUCCUUUCCUUGAAGCAAAAUUAAAUGUUUUGUUUUGUUUUUUACUAUUUGGUUAAAGUUAAAUCUCUUUUUUUAAAAUGAGGUAGUGUUGAUACAUGUUUUAGCAAAUGUUGUUUUCUUAUUCUUUAGAAAGAGUCAGUAUCACUACUACUUUCACUCAUAUAAAAAGGAAGGUGACGCAGAUGAAGCAAAAAGUAUUAACUGGCCUAUUAUCUAGAUUUAAAAGCAUCAUGGUAUGCAGAAGUGUAUGACUAUCCAUCUCCAGACAUUCACUGGAGUCUUUCUUAGAAGUUAAAGUAGGUGUUUCAUGAACUCAUAGAAACAUUUCGCUAAUAAGCACUUGUGCAAAGGGCCAACAGGAUGUGUAGACCCUUCUUUCCCAGGUCUGCCUUCUGUUUUUUCCCUCUUUUGUGUGUUCCCUUCUGUAGUAUUCUGCAGAAUGUAUAUUAUAUCUAUUUUUUGUAAACAAUCUUAUUCUUGCUGUUUCUGCUUUGGCUCUUCUUACCCUUGUAACCUUCUUGUUCUCAUUGACUUUUGUGAAAUUAACCUUAUACUCAAUUAUUAAAUAUAAAUUACAAGUGAAA